Messenger RNA from Ostrea edulis (European flat oyster), 2049 nucleotides. Its product is annotated as vacuolar protein sorting-associated protein 37A-like. Gene Ontology annotation, cellular component: ESCRT I complex. Bases 20 to 1159 code for a protein of 379 amino acids. Gene Ontology annotation, biological process: ubiquitin-dependent protein catabolic process via the multivesicular body sorting pathway; protein targeting to membrane; protein targeting to vacuole. The transcript is spliced from 11 exons. The record is from RefSeq and is a predicted model, not a curated record. Lineage: Eukaryota; Metazoa; Mollusca; Bivalvia; Ostreida; Ostreidae.
UUAGAUCUCGCAGUUUUUGAUGACGAUUAUAGACUUCCUGUUUUCAUUUCUGCUAUUAUUGUACAAGACAGCUCUCAAAAUGAGUUGGCUCUUUGGAAAUAAAAACAAAAACACGACGUCAUCUCAAACAAAUUUACAAGCCCACAGAACAAAACAAAUUGAUUCUUUGAAGAAGGCGAAUCUAAACCCAAUAGAAGUUAUACCAAACACAGAAUACAGAAUUACAUUUGUGUCCGGAAAUAGCAACAUAACUCUAGUUGUAACACUCCCUCCUCUGUUUCCACAAGAUUGCCCAUCAAUUUCUGUUCACCCGCCUGUGUAUCACCAAUGGGUGGACUCACAGUCCAAAAUUGUCAAUUGUCCAAACCUAGCAUCAUUUUCCAUGCAUUCCAGUUUAGCGGUGGUGGUUCAGUCUAUCAUUGAUGAAUUCAAGACUCACCCUCCUCAACCACAGUCACACAACUUUGGUGUCAUAGGACCCCCACCAUUUCCACCGGCUACUUCUUCAAUGACCAGUUAUUCUGGUUCCCCGGGACUCCAGGGCUAUCACCAGUCUCCUGUUCCUCAGUUUGGAACCAGCCAAUCAGAGUCGAUGCAAGUGACUGGACCUUCUUCUGAGCAGGACGGGCGAUAUUCAGAUCAAGUCCCAGAUGUUUUUUCAGCCUUUCCAGAUCUUAAAACAAAAAGUCUGACAGAGUUGUACGAACUACAAGAUGAGGAAGACAAAAUUUUAGAAAUGAUUCAGAAACUUCCAGAGGUGGGGAAGUUUGCAGAGGAGAGGGAGAAGAUUUCCAACGAGUGUAUAGAACUGGCUAGAAAUAAUCUAAGCUACAAACCUGUAUUAGAACAACUUAGACAAUGGAUUUUAGAAAAGAACAACCUGUGUGACAAAACACAGGAGGAAUUCGAGCAACAUCAGGGGAGGCUAAUGACCCGAUCUGAAGAUUUCCACCCCUCUGUGAUCCAGAACAACCUCAAGGUGGCACUAAUGGAGGCAGAGGAAGAGUCAGAGAGAAUUGUGGAACAGUUCCUAGAGAAAAAAAUGGAUGUUGAGGAAUUCAAACAAACGUUCCUUCAGACCAGAAGCUUGUGUCAUGCCAGAAGAGCAAAGGAUGAAAAACUGACUCAAAUUAUCCUGCAGCAUGGAUAUAGUAACUGAAUUUCAACACAGAACCUGGCCACCAAACUAUCCUGCAGCAUGGAUAUAGUCAUCCGGAACACCUCGGACCUUUCACCAGCCCGAGGUGUUCCGGAUGGGAUAUAGUAACUGAAUUUUAACACUGAACCUGGCCACUGAGGUUCCUUAUGGCGAAUCCUUGUUUCUCUCUUCUCUUGCUUUUUCAUAGCAUAUACCAGUGUACAUCUUUGUUGCAAAGGAUUUUCAACGAAGCUUAUCAUUCAUUCAUUCAUUCCCACCAGACAGAUGCACACGACUACAUGUACCUGUGCCUGUCUAUCAAAUCAAACACGCGUUUCACUGGAUGAUGACAUUAAUCAUGUACUGUGUUAGGUGAUAUUUAGUUUGAAUGUGAAUGGUGAGUUAUGGCCGAUAAUAAUUGAGAUAUAAUACGAGAUGUAUGCGGGCAGUUUUGGAGAGAAAUUAGAUCUUCAAUUCCGUACUGUUGAUCAUGCAUCUUUGACACUAAUGAUAUGAUUGAUAGAUAAAGGUAUAUGUACAUUGAGCAUUGUAUACAGUGUUAUUUUCAGUCCGGUUUAUUUUUUUGCUAUUUUCAUGGUAGGCAAAUUAAAAUGUAAAAUUGAAACUGCAGUAACUAAACGUUUAUAUUGAAAGCAAACCACCGAAUUAAAGUUUUGUGAAAACAAGAAAAUAUACCACGAGUGAAGAUAAAGCUGUUUACAGCAUAUUGCCAAAGUGUUCAUUCAUGAUUAAUUCUGCUUUUUUUCUUUUAUGUUGUUGAAAAACUUGUUAUUAUGUUACAUAAUUUUAUAUGAAUGACUGUGUUUAUGAUAUUGUAUGUUUGGGGAGAAUGUUUGUUGAUUUGUCUUUCAGGAAACCAAACCAAAAUAAAAUAUUUGGAAAAAAAGUCA